AUGACAGAGCUGUUGUACCGUCUUCUGAAGCAAGAUUGUGGCCAUAAUGUACAUAGACUUUACCCACUACCCAUCACAAUUAAUCCAACCAAUAGAGAUAAUCAAAAAAAAAAAAAAAUAAUAAUAAAAAUGGCGACACAGAAGGGAAGGAUGGAGGAUAGAAAAGUGUUUGAAAGAAGAAACUCAUUGCCGGGGGACCCAAAUCUAAAGGACAUUAUGAAAGAACUUCAGAAAAUUACAGAAAAUCAAAGAUCAUUCCAAGAGCAAAUGCUAAACAUACAGAGGGACUUAUCGGAGGAACUAAUAGGAAUGAAAAAGGAAAUGAAGGAUAUUCAAAAGAGUAUUAAAGAAAUCAAACAAGAGGAACAUAAAAUGGAAAAGAAACAGGACAAACUUGAAAGAAAAAUAGACAUUUUGGAAAUGAAAAACGCAAAACUAGAAGCAAGACAGGAAAAAAUUGAACAAAAAGAAUUAGACCUCCAAAUAAGAAUUAGAAACCUCCCAGAAGAGCCAAGAGAAAAUUUGAAGCUAGUAAUAACCCAAUUACUGGCAGACCUGAUCCAAAUUACUGAUGAAGAGAUGGAAGAAAACAUUGACCGAACCUUUAGAAUAACAACAAAUUUCUCAAAAAAGAAUCAUGUACCUAGAGAUGCAAUAGUACAGUUCUCAAAGAGAAAAGUCAGGGAGGAAGUACUCAAAAGCAGUAGUAAAAAUACUAUUAGAUACAAAGGAGAAAAAGUGACAAUACUUAAAGAAUUUCCCACAAGUACAAUACAAAAAAGAAGAAAAUAUCUCUUCCUCACUGAGGAGCUGAAAAAAAGACAGAUCAAAUUUAGAUGGGAGAGGAGGGAAGGUAUCAUGACAACAUAUAAAGAGGAGAGAUUUUGGCUGACAACUGAGGACAAAGCCAAAGACUUUUAUGAAAAACUAAUGGAAGAAACAGUGGAUCCCAUCAAAACCGGACAAGACAGUGAAAGGAAGAGAAAGAAACCCAGAAUGUUCUCUCCAGAAAAGACUGAAACUAAUUCACCAACACCCGAGACUAAUUCACAAACCCAGGAAAUGGAGCUACGGGGGGAGGAGGCAGCCAAUCAACCCUAAAUUAUGGAAUUAAAAGGUUAUGUAAAUAAUAUUAAUGGUUUAAAUUCACCAAAUAAAAGGAAAAUUUUAUUCAAUUACCUUAAAAGAUGCAAA
Messenger RNA from Anolis carolinensis (green anole), 1194 nucleotides. RefSeq lists its product as uncharacterized. Bases 1 to 1101 code for a protein of 366 amino acids. Gene Ontology annotation, cellular component: ribonucleoprotein complex. The transcript has 2 exons. Lineage: Eukaryota; Metazoa; Chordata; Lepidosauria; Squamata; Anolidae. Gene Ontology annotation, biological process: retrotransposition. Gene Ontology annotation, molecular function: single-stranded RNA binding. The record is from RefSeq and is a predicted model, not a curated record.